AUGGAGAGCUUUGUCUAUGAGUGCUCUCUUCUGUCCACAGACGGCUACAAGGACCGUGCUAUUUUCUAUCCUGGUGAGAUUCAUCUCAAGUCGGUGACACGAAAGGAUUCCGGCACAUAUACCUGUGAGGUCCUUAGCAGUGAUGGGAAGUUCUCCGAAUCCCAAGUGGAGCUUGUUGUUCAAGUGCCGCCCUCCAAGCCAAAGGCCCAGGUGCCUUCCGUGGUCACCAUUGGCACCAAAGCUGUCCUGAAGUGCGUGGAGACGGAUGGCAACCCGCGCCCCACCUUCAAGUGGUUCAGAGACAACAUCGAGAUGCCCGCAGACCCGCAGACCAGCACCUUGUUCAAGAAUUCAUCCUAUUCCCUCGACGAGAAGACAGGGGUGCUGGCUUUUGAGCCCGCAACUGCCUUUGACGCUGGAGACUACUACUGUGAGGCAGUGAACAAAGUAGGGUCUCCUCAGAAGUCAGACAUCGUGCACAUGGAUACUAGCAAAAUAAACGUGGGUGGCAUUGUGGCAGGUGUGGUGGUCCUUCUGCUCCUGCUGGGUCUGGUGAUCUUCGGCGUCUGGUUCGCUUACAGCCGAGGCUACUUCAGCAAAGGAAAAGACACCACCAAUAAGAAGGUCAUUUACAGCCAGCCUUCCAACCGAAGUGAUGGUGAAUUUAAACAGACGUCUUCUUUCUUGGUUUGACUGCUGCCCUCACCCUGUCUUACAGCGUGUAUUAUUCUUCCUCCAAGGCUGUUGUAAAUUUUCUUUACAGAUCUUUGUAAUUAAGAGUGAUUUUAAAUGUGUUUUUUUUAAAGAAAAGAUUUAGUCUGCCUUGUUAUUGUUGUUUUGAAUGAGUGCCUUAAAGUCUACUGUCCUACCAGGUGAAACUUCAUUGAACAUCUGGCCAUUGAGCUGCUAUAAUUCUGAAUUCUGGACUCCUAGAUGAAUCUUUUGGCCACUGAAAAGUGACAUCUUGUGAUCACAAAGUGAUUUAUAACAAGAUCACAACCAGUAGCUGUGAAAACAUUGUGGCCUUCUUGGGUGGCUUGUUGAAGUCACCCACCCAGUCGUCGGGUACCUUGCUUUUCUUUUAAAGAGAACCAGGUAGUGAUUUAGAGGCUGAACUGCUCCCCUGGAAGCAAGAAAAAGAAGAGACCAACGUGGAGCCAGAUCUGACCCAUACAUCUGCUACUCUGCUUAUGCAUUCAGUUCUUGAGUGGGUCUAAACGGCAUCUCCCUGCUGCUAUGGUCCAGCGCCAAACCAGAUGCAGGGUCAGCCGACAGAAGCCACUGGGUCUAAUAAGGGGUUCGGACUGUAGCUGAUCCUAGUGUGGCGUUUCUGUAGGGGGCAGGUGGGGAACCUUGGCCCUCCAGAUGUUUUUCAUCUGCAACUCCCACCUACCCUUAAGGGAUCAUGGGAGUUGUAGUCCAACAUAUUUGAAGGGCCAGUUUCUCUACCCCAUCAUAGAGACUUGAGUAAGAGCUCUCUUUGUGAUCAGCGUGUUUUAGACUUGACAUUAUGAACUUCUGUGCCUUUAUAAAUAUCCAUUGUGGCAUUCUUGUACAAUUUUAUAUGCUGGACACAGAACUAGAAAUAAAUGUAUUUUGUUUGA
Pogona vitticeps (central bearded dragon) is the source of this 1604-nucleotide messenger RNA. The record is from RefSeq and is a predicted model, not a curated record. NCBI's taxonomy places the organism in Eukaryota, Metazoa, Chordata, Lepidosauria, Squamata, Agamidae.